Molecule: messenger RNA, 1002 nt
Organism: Myotis brandtii (Brandt's bat)
Lineage: Eukaryota; Metazoa; Chordata; Mammalia; Chiroptera; Vespertilionidae
Product: caspase-10
Exons: 3
Coding region: 195-548 (117 amino acids)
Biological process (GO): negative regulation of extrinsic apoptotic signaling pathway via death domain receptors
Molecular function (GO): protein binding
Source: RefSeq, a predicted model, not a curated record
AUUAAACCUGAGGGGCCAGUAUUCAUUGCAGAGUCAGCAGCAAGCCUGAAGUUUUCCUCCCGUGUAAAUGGGAGCUUUCUUGAAACUUGGAGCACAGAGAGGAUCCUAAUUCCUUAAAAACUUUGUUUUCAGGUAAUUUUCCCAAGAACCACUUACUUCCAGAGGAUCCGUGGAAUCUGAUUUGAAGACUGGCCAUGUCAUCUCGCAAUCAGAGUUGGAUUUUCGGUCCGGAGGAUAACGGUAGGGAGAAGCUGCGCAGAAGGCUUCUGAGUAUUGAUUCAAACCUUGGAGACCUAGAGGUGCAAAAAUUGAAGUUUCUCUGCCGAGACUUUGUCCCCCACAAGAAGCUGGAGAAGGCCAGCUCGGCCUUGGAUAUUUUUGACCAUCUCAUCAACGAGGAGCUGCUGAGUGAGGAAGACACCUUCCUCCUGGCGGAACUCCUCUACAUCAUGAAGCAGAACUCGCUGCUGAGGCACCUCGGCUACACCAAAGAGCAAGUGAAGGGUCUGCUGCCCACCCGGAAGCAGGUCUCCCCGUUCAGGCUUUAACAUUUGGACUGGCUCCCAGAACCUGAGCUCCCCGCGCUCGGCUCAGUGAGGGAAUGCUGGAAAUCCUUACUUCCACUCUGCUGUUCAACGACUGAGGGCUGGUCUCUGGCGUGCAGAGGCAUCAGUGUGUGAGUGAAAGAAAUGUUCAGCUUUUCUGGUGAUUCACUAUAUGACUACCCAGAAGUCGGGGUAUUGUCCUUUCUCUUUCAAGAGUGGACUUGACAUUGCCGGGCAUCAGGUUCUCUGUGACAAGGGCCUGUAGAAUAACCCAGAAUUCCUCCAGUGGAGUUGUGAGAUGGAAGGCCAAAAUCGUGUUCUAUGCUUUCCUGGCACUGGACUUGGAACCAGAAGGCCUGUCCCUACUGUUUACCGUGUUAUCUUAAUUUAAGAGGCCACUUUGAAGCUCAAAGUUUUAGUUUUUGAAUCUAUACAAUGGGAUUAAUCACAGGGCUGU